AUGUCUGAGAAGGUAACCCACGAAACCGCAGUCGACCUGUCCUCGCUGACAGAGCAGAAGUCUGUCAAUGACUCCUUGCUACCCUCCGGUGCUGACCAGGACCGUGAGGGCGAGAGAGGCAACAUUUUAUCUCAGUACUCAGAGAAACAGGCCAUGCAGAUGGGCAGAAACUACGCCUUGAAACACGGCCUCGAGCCCGAGCUCUUCUCGCGUGCCGCCGCCUUGGCCAGAAACCCAGAGGAUUUCAAUUCCAUGGACUUUUUGUCCGAAGGCGAGAAAAUCUCCUUGAACAAGGAGGUCACCGCCAGAUGGCACAUUCCUCGCAAGUUGGUCGAGGUGAUUGCCUUGGCCUCCAUGGCCGCUGCCGUGCAGGGUAUGGACGAGUCCGUUGUUAACGGAGCUCAGCUUUUCUACGUCAAGGCAAUGGGCAUUGACAAGAUGAAGAACGCCGAUUUGAUCGAGGGUUUGGUCAACGGUGCUCCUUACUUGUGCUGUGCCAUUGCCUGUUGGACGUCCGAUUUCUGGAACAGAAUGCUAGGCAGAAAAUGGACCAUUUUCUGGACCUGUUUUAUCUCCGCCAUCACUUGUAUCUGGCAGGGAUUUGUUAACUUGAAGUGGUACCAUUUGUUCAUCGCUCGUUUCUGUAUGGGUAUCGGUGUGGGUGUCAAAUCCGCCACCGUGCCCGCUUACGCUGCUGAAACCACCCCCGCUACCAUCAGAGGCUCCUUGGUCAUGCUUUGGCAGUUCUUUACUGCCGUGGGUAUCAUGCUUGGUUACGUCUCUUCCCUUGCUUUCUACUACGUUGGCCCCAAUGGUAUCUCUGGCGGCUUGAACUGGAGAUUGAUGUUGGGUUCCGCUUCCAUUCCUGCUAUCCUUGUGCUUUUCCAGAUUCCCUUCGUGCCAGAGUCCCCUCGUUGGCUUAUGGGUAAAGACAGACACAAGGAAGCCUACGACUCCUACAAGCAAUUGCGUCACACAGAUAUCGAGGCUGCUCGUGACUGUUUCUACCAGUUUGUUUUGCUCUCAGAGGAAAAAUCCUAUGUCGGUGUUCCUUCUUACAAGAGAAUCUGGGAGAUGUUCACCAUCAGAAGAAACAGAAAUGGUGCCUUGGGUGCCUGGAUCGUCAUGUUCAUGCAGCAAUUCUGUGGUAUCAACGUCAUUGCUUACUACUCCUCGUCCAUUUUCAUCGAGUCCAACUUGUCUGAAGUCAAGGCCAUGCUUGCCUCAUGGGGUUAUGGUAUGAUCAAUUUCCUCUUUGCCAUUCCGGCACUUUACACCAUCGAUACAUUUGGUAGAAGAAACUUGUUGCUUACGACCUUCCCGUUGAUGGCCAUAUUCUUGAUUAUCGCAGGUACGAGUUUCUUGACGCCCGAAAGCAACGAAAAAGGAAGGUUGGCAGGUGUGGCAACAGGCAUCUAUUUGUUUAGCGCAGUUUACUCCUCUGGUGAAGGCCCCGUUCCGUUCACCUAUUCUGCCGAAGCAUUCCCCUUGUACAUUCGUGACUUGGGUAUGGGAUUCGCUACAGCUACAUGUUGGUUCUUCAAUUUCAUCUUGGCCUUCACCUGGCCAAGAUUGAAGAAUGCAUUCACUGUCACUGGUGCUUUUGGAUGGUAUGCCGCGUGGAACGUGGUUGGUUUCUUCUUGGUUUUGUGGUUCUUACCAGAGACCAAGGGUUUGACCUUGGAAGAGUUGGACGAUGUGUUUAGUGUAUCGCUCAGGAAGCACGCCAUCUACAGAACAAGAGAGCUCUUCCACAACAUCAGAAAGUAUGUUUUCAGAGAGAAGGUUGACCCAUUGCCUCCACUCUACGCCCACCAGAGAUUGGCUGUCACCAAUCCUGAGUGGAACGACAAGGCUGAGGUCUCCCACGAGGAGGAAAUCUAA
This is a messenger RNA of Candidozyma duobushaemuli, 1884 nucleotides long. It is a transcript of the gene HGT19, whose product is annotated as Hgt19p. Lineage: Eukaryota; Fungi; Ascomycota; Pichiomycetes; Serinales; Metschnikowiaceae. Gene Ontology annotation, cellular component: membrane. The record is from RefSeq and is a predicted model, not a curated record. Gene Ontology annotation, molecular function: myo-inositol:proton symporter activity. Gene Ontology annotation, biological process: transmembrane transport. The coding region runs from base 1 to 1884 and encodes 627 amino acids. The transcript has a single exon.